Molecule: messenger RNA, 1206 nt
Organism: Penicillium egyptiacum
Lineage: Eukaryota; Fungi; Ascomycota; Eurotiomycetes; Eurotiales; Aspergillaceae
Source: the annotation of a GenBank genome assembly
AUGGCAUCCAUCGGUGCCAGCUACUACGAUGACGCAGCAACCGCCACUUUGAUUCACCUCAUUUCCAAAACCUAUAUCAUCAAAUACGUACGCAAGGCAGACCUCUUUAUAAACCAUGUUUACUGGCUCAAAGAAGGUUCAAUCGAGCCAGCUCACUAUCGCAGACAAACCGCUAUGGGCGCUGCAGUGUCUUCUCCUGGUUAUGGCAAACGGUACGAAGAGUGGGAGUUUCCGGACCUUCCAAGAAGCGGCAUCAUUAGCCUCUCUUCUGCUCGAGGUGAGUGUGACAAGUUGAGCAAUCCUUUGUUUGGAGGAUGCCCUUGUGCGGUAUUUCGUCACGUCGCGGAGGGUCUACUCACGUGGAGCUACCAAUCAAUGUUUGUACUUGACAGGUCAUCCAAUACAGAAAGAUUAGAGUUAGAGGGAGGGCAUGUUGAUCUUUUGCAACGAUGGCUGAAGUGGAUUAAUUUUGAGAUGACUGUGCAGACAAUUUGCUCCAUAUACAUCUAUCUGGGUGCUCUAGGCGCCACUUUCCAAACAGCUAGCUGCUCUUGGAACGUGGAUAUGAGUGAUUGUUUUCUGCCGUGCGAGGAAUCAGAAUGGGUGAGCAUAUCCCCACAGGCAUGGUUCGAGUCGAGAAAGUCCAACUGCAAACCGCCGAUUCGCUUCUCAGCCGCAAUGGCCAAUCUUUUCUCCUCUCAGUGGGAACCCUCGCUUCAACUGAGUAUUUUUGGGUCCUAUGUGACUUUGCAUGGCAUCGUUAAGCUGCUGGCAAAUUUCUACAAGGAUAGUUGGCUUCUAGAUCCGAACCAGGCACAAGCGCAACUGCUUGAACAAGCCCUGGUGAGGUGGCGUAUGUGUGCGGAGCAGAACCCCGAGUUUCAUUGUUCUGCAAGGUACCCCAGCGAUGUGAUUCCAGCAAAUGCGCUUUCGCUGUCUCGACAAGCUCAUGUUCGACUAUGUGGAAAAUUCAGGCCCAUCAGAUCCGCUCUUGCGACCCGAAACGUGCAAACCAUCUCUUCCAGCUUGGAUGACAUCAAAGUUGAAAUAUCAGGCUCAAGCACAUAUCUGAAAGCUGCUUGGUGUGCUAUUGAGGCCCUGCAGACCUCGGUUAGGAUGGGAAUGUCCCACACAGGAUCGAUUUCAGGGUGGCACUCCAAGUUAUUUUUCAAUGUCUAUUCUUUAGAAUUCUGUAUAUCCUUUUAG